AUGGAACAGCAACUAAAGUCUAGUAACGAUCGGUCAAGCGACAUUACCAGUGCGAUUCUUUCGCUCCCUCCUGAGUUAUUAUACGACAUACUGGACUACCUGUCACUUGAGGACACGAUCUCGUUUGUGUUCUGCAGAUGGGACUUUUUACUUGCCUCGCUCGGUUUUCUCACGCACAAAGUGGGCCCUACGCUUCGAAAUCUGAAUUUUCUAGCUGUACUGUUCAACGAAAAUAAGUGGCAAAUGUCAUGGUUAUACAAGAUUGCUCAAAGCUCGAUAAAUUGUGAGCAACCACUACUAAGAGAUAUUUGUAUCUUGACAAACAUCUUCAAAGAUAUUGACUGUCCCGCAAGGAUCAUGCAGAACAUUAUUUUUGAGUGUGCCAAAUCCCAGUGGCCAGUCUCACAUAGCUGUGUUCUUCGAGACUUCAAAGGAAUUGGUGCCCUGUAUUUACAGCGAAGCCCGUGUGCUAUUUUUGAUACGGACAAAUUAGGGAUGAGCAUUUUACAUCUUUCCAUCCUAAGCCGGUCUCCGCAGGUCUUCAACGUCGUUCACCGGAUUUUAAAAGGAAUGUCCGGGCAAGAGCAAGCUGAAUAUGUCAACCAGCUCGACUGUAUGGGUCACAGCGCGAUGACAUAUGCGAUAUCUACCCGCUCUGUGAAUAUGCUUGAUGCACUAGCCCUUGUCGGGGCGAAAGUCAACCACAGAGGCUUGUUUGGAUAUACGCCACUCAUUGAAGCAGGCUACCUUGGAUAUAGAGAAAUAAUUGACUGCUUAAUAAAACAUGGCGCGGUCUUUACUGCUCGCGAUGGCGUCAGUCAUUCUAUCUUGGAGCACAUCAUAGCCGGCCAAGGUGAGAUGAAGGAACAGCUCUUGGAACAUCUCAGCCCAUUUGCUAGUCAGGAACAGCUCGACAGAGCCUUGAGAUAUGAUUUUGACAAUACGAAUCAGCAUACGGCGGUGCUUGUGAAGCUUGGCGCAAAUCCUAACAAUGUGGGUUUAUCGGCUGGUGACACUAAUCGUCAUUGA
This is a messenger RNA of Penicillium cosmopolitanum, 1029 nucleotides long. Its product is annotated as ankyrin repeat domain-containing protein. The coding region runs from base 1 to 1029 and encodes 342 amino acids. Gene Ontology annotation, molecular function: protein binding. Lineage: Eukaryota; Fungi; Ascomycota; Eurotiomycetes; Eurotiales; Aspergillaceae. The transcript has a single exon. The record is from RefSeq and is a predicted model, not a curated record.